UCCCCUCCAGUCAGCAGACGGUGAUGUGCGUCUUUCAGGCGAUGCUGCCAGCGUGACGUAUAAUCUAGUGGACGGUUCUUCAGAAACAGCUCGUCAACUACCUCGGUAGCUUGCUAGCCAACAUAGCCGAAAGAUUCAAGCUAUUUAUACGCUUUCGGUGUAUAUUAGGUACUGUGUUGUACACACACUUCUGUCGUAUCUACUUGUUAACCUAUUUAAUAGAAUAUUACGUUAUUUUGUAUUAGUCAGCUAUAGUAGCUGGCUGGUUAAGUUAGCACUAGCCUAGUCGCUAAUGAUAGCUAGCUAGCUAACAUCCCCGAACAUGAGCUCCCUAAACUUCUCCCCUCCUGUUAAAGAAGAGGAGGUCUGGUGGACGCAGAAAGAAGCUCUGGGGCUGAACAUUGUCGUGAAAGAGGAGAAGGAAGAAGAGGAUGUCACAGUAAAAAAAGAAGUGGUGGGCGAGGCUGUUACUGUGAAUAAAAAGGAGAACGACGUUACAGUGAAAGAAGAGGAAGACGUGUUCAGAGUGAAAGAGGAGGAGGAUGUUACUGUGAAGGAAGAGGAUGCUGUUUUUGGAGUGAAAGAGGAAGGAGAGAUUACUGUCACAUUGAAAGAUGAAGAGGAGGAGAUAUAUCUGAUUAACACCAGAGAGAGACGGGACUACCAUGGGCCCUCUGGGGAGCCUCAACAACCUCAUUAUGCUGACAAGGCAGAGAAGAGUCUCUCCACAUUAGAACACCUCAAGAAACACCUGGAGAGAUCCACAGGGAAGAGAUCUCACCGCUGCUUUGACUGUGGGAAGAGUUACUCAAGAUCAAGUUCACUAAAGGUACACCAGAGAAUUCACACAAGUGAUAAAUCUCACUGCUGCUCUCACUGUGGGAAGAGUUUUACUCGGUCAUCCAGCUUGAUAUCACACCAGAGAACACACACAGGAGAGAAACCUUAUAGCUGUGCUCAAUGUUUGAAGAGUUUUGUAUCAUCUGGUGGCCUGACAGCACACCAGAGAACACACACAGGAGAGAGACCUUUUAGCUGUAAUCAAUGUGGGAAGAGUUUUACUCAGCUAAGCAGCCUGGUAUACCACCAGAGAACACACACAGGAGAGAAACCUUAUAGCUGUGCUCAAUGUGGGAAGAGUUUUACUACCUCUAGCAAGCGGACAAGACACCAAAGAACACACACAGGUGAGAAACCUUAUAGCUGUAACCAAUGUGGGAAGAGUUUUGCUUCAUCUAGAGUUCUGACUGUACACAAGAGAACACACACAGGAGAGAAAUAUUUUAGCUGUAAUCAAUGUGGGAAGAGUUUUGUUUCAUCUGGCAGCCUGACAGCACACCAGAGAACACAUACAGGAGAGAAACCUUAUAGCUGUGCUCAAUGUGGGAAGAGUUUUACUAAGUCUAGCAAUCUGACACGACACCAGAGAACACACACAGGAGAGAAACCUUGUAGCUGUAAUCAAUGUGGGAAGAGAUACUCUGAUAAAAGAUAUCUGAUUAAUCAUCAGAAAAUACAUGAAUGAGCUGUUUCAUGAUAUCAAUGAAUUAAUGUCACAAUGUAGAAUGUUUUAACAUUGUAGUAGGAUUAUUUUAAUAAUGUCACAAUGUUGAAACCAUAAUGUUUGCUCCCUGUUCAAUUGAUUUCAGCAUGCUAUGAAUAUUAGCCUUUUAACAAAAAUAGUUGUUAUGCUGUUUACUAUGUUGGUGUCCAACUUGAAUAAAAAUGCAACACUAUAAAAUGUAGCGAUCUGUUUUCUACAAAUUGUCUUCUAACCAGGGAUGUACACAUUAUUCCCAGAUUCCGUGUGGUUUUUGAGCUGUUAGUUUUAACAGGACGUUCAAUCUCAUCUCCCUCCU
This is a messenger RNA of Oncorhynchus keta (chum salmon), 1859 nucleotides long. RefSeq names its product zinc finger protein 180-like. Bases 323 to 1525 code for a protein of 400 amino acids. The transcript has 2 exons. Gene Ontology annotation, biological process: regulation of cytokine production; negative regulation of transcription by RNA polymerase II; regulation of immune system process. The record is from RefSeq and is a predicted model, not a curated record. Lineage: Eukaryota; Metazoa; Chordata; Actinopteri; Salmoniformes; Salmonidae.